AUGGCCAACGAUAGACGAGCAAUGUUUGCAGCUCCACACGUCGUCACGCAGAUGGCAGCUCAUCAGCCCCAUUUCGUGAACGAACCAGCAAAUGCUUAUUUUCAUGCAAUCGCCUCCAAUCAGCUAUCAUCACCUUUUGCUGUUGCAAGCAAAAAUAUCCUUGAAAAGACUCGAUUUCGUUCAUUCAAAAUCUCGAAACAGUCCACUUGUCGAAUGCAACUGCUGACUGUCAGUGAUUUUUAUGCGUGUACAACAGUCACGCCGUACAAUGAUAAUGCACACUUAGCGAGUGACGGCGCAAUGCAAUGCGAUUUCCAGUCCACGUCCAACUAUCAGUCAAUUGAAUGGAAACGAGGACGAUUCGAAGCUAGCAACGUGCAUCUGCUUGAAACAUUCGCCGCCUUGACGGGUCGAGCAAUAGGAUCUACUCCAGACAGAGAGUUUAUUUUUAUAGGCGAAACAUUGCCUCACACCGGAUAUGACGAAGCGAUUCUUAGAGCUGAUAUUCCAUGUCAAAUUGGCGAUGGCAGAUUGCUGUUUGAUUUCUGGAAGACUGAUCCGAACGUGCAAAUAAAAGUGUGUACACGGACUGAUGAAUUUCGAUCGUGCACUGAGAUGAUUCGUUACAAUGACAGUUCAACGGUCGACGUCGAUGUUAUAAAUCCCAAAAACUCAUCGUUCGCAAUUGAAAUCAUUGUGAGCAGUAUCACAGAACCAUCAGUGCUCAUUAUCGAUAAUUUGCGUUAUGAAGCAACUUACUGCACCAAGCAGCCAGAUUGGCGUUCACAAAGUGAACAUCAUUCGGAGGCAGCGCCCGACUGUCCAGUAAAAGAAACAGCCGAAAAUGGAACAAGUCUACCAAUUAAACGCUUAUCGGCAUGUCACAUUCUCAACUGUGAUUUCGAAUCCACUCUUUGUAAUUGGUACAACGCUGUGAAGGCGGACGAAACGGGAAGGUGA
Anisakis simplex (herring worm) is the source of this 960-nucleotide messenger RNA. The record is from the annotation of a GenBank genome assembly. Lineage: Eukaryota; Metazoa; Nematoda; Chromadorea; Rhabditida; Anisakidae.